UUUGAAAACAUUCACACUUGGGGCUGGGUUACAAUAUUAAAAAAUAAAGUCAUCAAAGUUCACUAAUUGUGCAUACGAUAUUGUACAGUGUACGGUGUACACGGUACAGAACUUCCGGGUGACCGCAGUCCGUACCCCACGUACGCGUGACGUCACGGCGCGACGCGCCACGCCAGUCUCCCAAGCAGCGCUGAGUGUCGCUGAAAAGAUGGCGGACUCGCAGUCGACGGGGUUGGCGGACGAUGCCGAGAAGGAGGACAGGGAGAGCGGCGGGCGGACGUCGAGGACGGCCACGGCCAAGGGCAAGGACGGCGGAACGGAGAGUCUGCGGUUUAGCGACAAAAAUGGCAGCGGGAAGCGGAAGAAGCGCAACCUGUCAGAUCUGUCCCUGGUCAGGUUUGUAACCACUGAGCUCACCAGGGGCUACUUCCUGGAGCACAACGAGGCCAAGUACGCCGAGGGCAGGGAGAAGGUCUACACCUGCCUCCGCAUCCCCAAGGAGCUGGAGAAGUUGAUGACAUUUGGCUUCUUCCUGUGCCUGGAUGCCUUCCUCUACGUCUUCACGCUGUUGCCCCUCAGAGUGCUGCUGGCCCUCGUGCAGCUUCUCACACUGCCGUGUUGCGGUCUCGGCGGUGGGCACCUCCUGCAACCGGCUCAGGUGUGUGAUGUCCUGAAAGGCUUCAUCAUGGUCCUGUGCUACUGCAUGAUAAGCUACGUGGACUACGCCAUGAUGUACCACCUCAUCCGAGGCCAGUCCGUCAUCAAGCUCUACAUCAUCUACAACAUGCUGGAGGUGGCUGACCGCCUCUUCUCGUCGUUCGGCCAGGACAUCCUGGACGCGCUGUACUGGACGGCCACGGAGCCCAAAGAGAAGAAGCGGGCGCACAUCGGCGUCAUCCCUCACUUCCUCAUGGCGGUGCUCUACGUCUUUCUCCACGCCAUCCUCAUCAUGGUCCAGGCCACCACGCUCAACGUCGCCUUCAACUCGCACAACAAGUCACUGCUUACCAUCAUGAUGUCCAACAAUUUUGUGGAAAUCAAAGGAAGCGUGUUUAAGAAGUUUGAGAAGAAUAACCUUUUCCAGAUGUCAAACAGCGACAUAAAAGAGAGGUUCACCAACUACAUCCUCCUGCUCAUUGUCUGUCUGAGAAACAUGGAACAGUUCUCCUGGAACCCCGACCACUUGUGGGUGCUGUUGCCCGACGUGGCCAUGGUGAUUGCCUCCGAGGUGGCGGUGGACGUGGUCAAGCACGCUUUCAUCACCAAAUUCAACGACAUCAGUGCCGACGUUUACGGGGAGUACCGGGCCAGUCUCGCUUUCGACCUGGUCAGCAGUCGACAGAAAAACGCUUACACAGACUACAGCGACUCUGUUUCCAGAAGAAUGGGUUUCAUUCCUCUUCCUCUCGCAUUGCUGCUCAUCCGCGUAGUGAGCAGCUCAGUUAAGAUCCAAGGCUCGCUCUCCUUUAUGUGUGUGCUGCUCUUCUAUUUUGGGUUGAUCACGCUGAAGGUGCUCAACAGCAUCAUCCUGCUGGGCACGUCGUGCGCGUUCGUAAAGGACGCAAACAUGGAGGAGAAGCUCUUUGACCCGCCGCCCUCGGCCGUCUCCAGCCGCAUCAACUCCCGGGCUCACCGCGCCAAGCCGCCCCACGCUGCCGCGACGCAGCCAGAUCCGACGACGGACCAUGACGGAAUACCUUUGACAUCGAUCAGCCCACAGCCUGCCUGCACGCCCGAGAGCGCGGCCCUCCCCGCUGACGCGCUCCCAAAGACCGACUCGGAUGCCUUCCUCACCACGCCCGAUGAGGAGGAUGACGUCAUUCAGAUCAUCAACACAGAGACGGGCCUAGACGAAGAGGUCCUGGUGCGCCGGACCCCCAAGAAAGACCUGCUGGAGAUCGACCGCUUCACUAUCUGUGGCAACCGCAUCGACUGAACGCCACGACGGCGGCAGCAACCGAUGAGUAUUUAUUAAUUUAUUACUGACACAAACCAGCAGAGGCUUUAAGCUGUUACUACGCGCCGGCGCGAGGAGUUCACUGGGACUCACCGGACCCCCUCCCGGUUGCUGCGUGACCUGCCCAGGACGGCGUGGACACAGGAGUCACAUAGAAAUGGGAGAUGUGAAAGUUGCUGUGAUGGUGACAACUGAACUGUGUUUUUUUUUUUUUUUCUCUCUCAAAAGCACAAUCCGCAGUCGGUUGUUACUUUAGGAAGAAACUUUUUUUUUUUUUUUUUUUUAAACUUUGAGUGGAAAAUUUUAUGUUUUUAUCUGCAGCGGCAGACUCGCAGUAACAAGCUGGAAUCUUGAGGCGUUUUGUUGAUUUUUGUAACGUGUUUCUGAGUCAUUAACCCGUUUCAGACUGCCUGGAAAAGCAGGAAAUAGUGACCCAUGAAUAUGCGGGAUAAGGGGUGCGAAGUUUCAAGGAGACAUUUUCAAUAGCCUCAAGACGUUUGCACGUGAUUAACUUUGGCCGAGAGAAGCGGUGCAGACUCAUGACCGGUCGCCGGCCAAUCACAGGGCUUAUGCAAAGAAUCAUAUACAGUCACAUAUGAAUUUAUUUAGCUUGAAGUCCUUCACAUCUGACCCCUCCCCAGUCAAGACAAACGUACCCCGCGGUUGCUCAUCAUCAACCCUCUCCCCCUCAAAAGGCACUUAUAAAUAAUGAUUGUUUUUACUCAUUUUAAAGUUUUCACAUUAUGCAUCUUUUACACAUUUUAAAACCGUAUGCAAGUGUGUUGAUAACAUUAUUAGAAUCAGAAUCAUCUUUAUUUGGCAAGUAUGUCAAAACACACACAAGGAAUUUGGUAAUGUUGAUACAUUUUGCGGGGAGGACAAUUGGAAAAUAAUCCAGAAUCCUCCAGCAAUUUGAAAUGACUCAUAGAGCAUUUGUGAAUACUACAAGAAAUGUAAGCAGUUAAAAGGGACUAGUAGUGCAAUAAUCUGGAACAGUGUCAAUUGUGCAAAUGGUGCCGAUACCUCUCAAGCACCAGUAUUGGUCAACAACAGGUAUGCGAAUAAGUGUUUAAAAAGUUCAUGACGAGGGGAAGCAGCUGUUCCAAUGUUAGCUAGUUUUAAUUAGCAUUGUUUGACACUCCCUAGUUGAGUGGUUACGAGGAUGUGGCAGGUCCAAAAGGAUUGUUUUACUUCUGGCGUCGUGCAAGUUCUCUAGAAUAGGGAGGGAGGGACCGGCAGUUUUUUGUCCGUUGCAGUCGGACUUUGUCCUUUUUGGUGGCAGCACCAAACCGGACUGUGAUGGAUGAACACAGGACUGAUUCAAGUACUGCUGUGUAGAACUGCCUCAUCAGCUCUUGUGACAGACGGUGGUUCCACAGAAGCCACAGGAAGUACAUCCUCUGCUGGGCCUUUUGAGGAUGGAAUUGAUGUUUGUCUCCCAUUUCAGGUCCUGAGAGACCGUAAUUCCCAGGAACUUGAAGUCUCAAGGGUUGACACGGCAGCUUGAGAGCGUGAGGGGAGGAUGUGGUGAUGGAUGUCCACAAUAAUUUCUAAAGCCUUAAGCCUGUUCAGCUCCAGCCGCUGACAUUCCUGUCAAUACGCAGACUUAUCGCUGUCUGUGAUGCGGCCGAUGACUGUGGUGUCUGAAAACUUCAGGACUUUGACAGCUGGGUGCGUUGAGGUGCAGUGGUUCGUGUAGGGACGCAAGACCAGCACAGUUAUUUGGUCAAAAUACACAGCGGAUAAAGAAUUACACAAGCCACUGUUCACCCCACACUCUUGUGCCCCGGAACCAAGGCACAGAACAAGUUUCAUUCUCAUGAAGACUGACGACGACACCAGAGUUAGUAAUAUCACAGUUACGAUAUAUGAACAUAAAAAUGUGUUAUGUUUAAUUGGUGGAAGCAGCAUUUCAUCGCCGAGCUGCCAAAUCACACUUGGGCACUUGUCGGCGAAGGCAGACCACCCACCACCUCGACAACUGCGUUGUCCCCAGGCAAAGGCAGUAAGCAAUAUUUCAUCACCAAGAUUCCAGUUUAGACCAAAUUUGUGGAGCGGAUCCUUGUGUGGGGCUCAUGCUAGUGGAUUAAAAAAAAGUUAUUUUUACAUAUUUAUCAUUUAACAGCUGACACUAACUUUUCCCACCCUGUUGUGUUGCAGUGGGAAAUGCAAUUACUCUUUAGCGGCAGAUUUCUGUUUUGUUUUUGUGUGUGUGUGUGUGUGUGCGCGUGUGUGUGCGCGCACGUGUGUGUGUGCGCGCGCGUGUGUGUGUGUGUGGUGUGUGUGUGUGUG
Syngnathoides biaculeatus (alligator pipefish) is the source of this 4249-nucleotide messenger RNA. It is a transcript of the gene tapt1b, whose product is annotated as transmembrane anterior posterior transformation 1b. Gene Ontology annotation, cellular component: ciliary basal body; endoplasmic reticulum membrane. The transcript has 14 exons. Gene Ontology annotation, biological process: positive regulation of cilium assembly; maintenance of protein localization in endoplasmic reticulum. The coding region runs from base 209 to 1936 and encodes 575 amino acids. NCBI's taxonomy places the organism in Eukaryota, Metazoa, Chordata, Actinopteri, Syngnathiformes, Syngnathidae. The record is from RefSeq and is a predicted model, not a curated record.